UCCCACUUUUGAGGUAAGCCCCUCUCACUUGGCGGUCUCCAGGCUGCAGCAAUUUUCUCGCGCUGAGUCCCGGGCCGUGAGGAGGGUGGCGGUUGUGCGCAUGCGCGCGAGCAGCGGUCUUCUCCCCUUUAUUAUUGUUAUUAAUGAUGGCGGAAUAAACGCACGCGCACACAGCAGACUGUACAGCUCUCAGGUGACUGUAUCCCCAUGGGGAGUGUGUGUGUGUGCACGCAGCAUGUCGGUGUCGAGCAGUGACGCGUGUCUCAGCAUUGUGCACAGUCUGAUGUGCCACCGGCAGGGUGGUGAGAGUGAGAGCUUCAGUAAGAGAGCCAUCGAGAGUCUGGUGAAGAAACUGAAGGAGAAGAAAGAUGAACUCGACUCUCUGAUCACCGCCGUCACCACCAACGGAGCUCAUCCCAGCAAGUGUGUUACUAUACAGCGCACCCUCGACGGGAGACUACAGGUUGCUGGCCGUAAGGGCUUUCCCCAUGUGAUCUAUGCGCGGUUAUGGCGGUGGCCUGAUCUCCAUAAGAACGAGCUGAAACAUGUGAAAUACUGCCAGUACGCCUUUGACCUGAAGUGUGACAGUGUGUGUGUAAACCCCUACCACUACGAGAGGGUGGCAUCACCUGGUAUCGAUCUGUCUGGACUGAAUCUGGGUGGAACAGGGCCCAGUGCAGGUCUCUUGGUAAAGGAGGAAUUUGACCCUCAACCGUCUCACUCCAGCUCUGAUGUAUCACACAGUAUUCAGACCAUCCAGCAUCAGCCUGCCCCCUCUCAACCAGCCCCACCCACUUCCACACGCCCCCCACUCCCUGAGACUUUCAGCAGCCCUGCACUUAUGCCACCGCCCGAGGCAGGAAGCUCUGCCCCCAGUCCUGCUUUCUCCAGCAUGGCUCCUACCCCAGCCUCAGGUGGUGGCUCCUGGCCGAGAGGGAGUGGCUUUCCAACAAACCUGACCAAUCCAAGCGGGGCUUUGCAGCACCACCCACCUCAGUACUGGCCUGUACAUAAUGAACUGAUCUUCCAGCCCCCGAUAUCUACACAUCCAGCUCCAGAUUACUGGUGUUCUAUAGCGUAUUUUGAGAUGGAUGUUCAGGUGGGCGAGACUUUUAAGGUGCCGUCUUCAUGUCCGGUGGUGACAGUGGAUGGUUAUGUGGAUCCAUCAGGAGGAGAUCGGUUCUGCCUGGGCCAGCUCAGCAACGUUCACCGCACAGAGGCCAUCGAGAGAGCCAGGUUGCACAUUGGUAAAGGGGUACAGUUGGAGUGUAAGGGUGAGGGUGAUGUUUGGGUACGAUGCCUUAGUGACCACGCCGUGUUUGUCCAGAGUUAUUAUCUGGAUCGGGAAGCUGGGCGUGCACCAGGUGAUGCUGUCCACAAAAUUUACCCCAGUGCUUACAUCAAGGUGUUUGACCUGAGGCAGUGCCACCGGCAGAUGCAGCAGCAGGCAGCAACGGCUCAGGCAGCAGCAGCAGCUCAGGCUGCAGCAGUCGCAGGAAACAUACCAGGACCCGGAUCAGUAGGAGGGAUAGCACCAGCUAUCAGUCUAUCUGCGGCAGCAGGUAUCGGGGUGGAUGAUCUGCGACGGUUGUGUAUUCUGCGCAUGAGUUUUGUGAAAGGUUGGGGUCCUGAUUAUCCUCGUCAGAGCAUCAAAGAGACGCCAUGUUGGAUUGAGAUUCACCUACACAGAGCGCUGCAGCUGCUGGACGAGGUUCUGCACACCAUGCCUAUAGCUGAUCCUCAACCACUUGACUGACCUGACCUCUGAGUGUUCCUCACCCCAAACACUCAACUCGCCGAACACCCAAGUCAUCUGGCUGACCUCUGACCCCUCACUCAAAUGACCUUCAGAACCCUGAAUGAACUUUGACUUCUAUCGGCUUUCCUCAAUGCUGGAUGGAACGAGGCUCAUGUCUGUCUCUCGGCCCUGUGUAACUCCGUAUUUAAGAUGGUGAGCACUGGAGCGGAGAGACUCCUCAGCACAGAGUGUGUAAAUAAACACGAAGGUGUUAAAGUGUGUGUGAUUACAGGUAGAUGUUAUUGUAGCUCAGUCGGGUGUGUAUGAGGAGCGGUGAUUAACAUGCCCUCGUUACUGUAUGAUUACACCUAAUAACAGAUUGAAACUAUUAACCUUUAUGUUAGCACUCGUACACACACUGAGCUCAUCUCACACACAUCACUGUGAUGACAACGACAGCACAAGAACCACAGGAACCUCAUCAGAACCACUGAGGAAGAGCACGGUUCUACUGGAACACUACCAGAACUUGAAGGAACUCUCCAAACACACACUUCAGGAGGUGUGCAUCACACAAGCUGUACUGAGUCCGGACGAGGCUGUGGCAACGUCACGUAUCCAACACGAUGUAAACAUCGCAGGAAACACAAUCACAGUAAUAAUCUGCAUUUAGAAGUUUGAUGCAGCAGAAAACCAUGUUAGAGUCACGACUUUGUAAUGGAGUCACAAUAAACACCAUCCAGUGUUCCCUGUGUUCCAGGCCUGGUUUUUUCUCCUGGUUUGGUCAUUUGCCAGUUCUCCCCUAUCAUACCACAGCUACCAACUGGGGAGGGUGCAGGUUAAAAUGUAAAGCCAUCACAUCAACCCACUGCUUGUGCUACAUCACAUUCAGGGGAAAGUGUUGUCUGCCUUCUUCUGCAUAUAUGGUCUCACAGACACCUGCUAGUGUUUCUGUGGAGAGAGAGCGCAUGCCCCUCCCACCCAGACAGCAUGGAAGACUGAUUGUUGGGAUUUGAACUAGUGAUCUGAGGAUAGGGAGAAAAAGUUUGUUCUUUUGCCAGAUAGUCAAGUCACUGUAGACCUCUGAUGCACAAAUGACCCAGAAUUCACUGCUGCAGUCGGACAGUUUCCUGUUUCAGAGUGUAGGAUGGAGCGUUUGUAUGUGUAAACUGGACCAGUGUUUUAGAAUACAAUACAUUUACGAUCUGUUCAUUCUCACUUUAAUCUCAUUUGCUUACUGUUAGAUCACAGAUUUCUUGCCCUUGAGAAUCUCUGAGAACUUUGCUGUGAAGAUCAGCAUACACUGCAUUAUGGAAAUGGAGAACAGUGUAUCCGGUUAACGUCUGGUCUCUCUGGGCCUGGCCCCAUGGCAAUAAGUGGUACUGGGUACAGACCAAUUUAUUUAUGUGUGAAAUGUUAAAUGCGGAUUUACCUUGGACCCUGUCAUUGCGAAUAGGAAUAUUAAGAUGUACUUUUCAGCCUUAAAAAUAAAGCACACACAAAUGUUUUCGAAAAUUUUAUUUCAAAAACGAAGAGAGCUUCGUUUCUGUGUGAAUGAGACGGAACAGAACUGGUGCCGCAGAGAGCAGGAACAUAAACGUGAAGAAUGCACCUGUUUAUUUAAACUAGUUUACACAAUAAACAUAACUCUUUUAUUUUAAUCUAUACACUGAUCAGUAUACUACACUUAAUGUGAAUAACACCAAAAACAUCAGUGUAACACUGCUCAGAG
Messenger RNA from Ictalurus furcatus (blue catfish), 3470 nucleotides. RefSeq names its product SMAD family member 4b (gene smad4b). The transcript is spliced from 11 exons. Gene Ontology annotation, molecular function: I-SMAD binding; RNA polymerase II cis-regulatory region sequence-specific DNA binding; DNA-binding transcription factor activity, RNA polymerase II-specific. The coding region runs from base 101 to 1756 and encodes 551 amino acids. Gene Ontology annotation, biological process: SMAD protein signal transduction; transforming growth factor beta receptor signaling pathway; regulation of transcription by RNA polymerase II. NCBI's taxonomy places the organism in Eukaryota, Metazoa, Chordata, Actinopteri, Siluriformes, Ictaluridae. The record is from RefSeq and is a predicted model, not a curated record. Gene Ontology annotation, cellular component: heteromeric SMAD protein complex.